Messenger RNA from Lachancea lanzarotensis, 1884 nucleotides. It is a transcript of the gene TPA1, whose product is annotated as LALA0S08e03224g1_1. Gene Ontology annotation, cellular component: cytoplasm. Bases 1 to 1884 code for a protein of 627 amino acids. Lineage: Eukaryota; Fungi; Ascomycota; Saccharomycetes; Saccharomycetales; Saccharomycetaceae. Gene Ontology annotation, biological process: regulation of translational termination; peptidyl-proline hydroxylation. The record is from RefSeq and is a predicted model, not a curated record. The transcript has a single exon. Gene Ontology annotation, molecular function: iron ion binding; L-ascorbic acid binding; peptidyl-proline dioxygenase activity.
AUGAAAAGAACGUCGCCAGCUGCACAGGAAACUGAAAAAUCUCAGAAACAACCUCUGAUGGAAAAUGAUAAGAUCCGGUCACUUUUCAACGGCAAAAUAUGGGACCCAAAGUUUCAGGAGGAUCUCAAGCACGAAAUUGCAACAUCACAGCCUUAUAACUGGGGGACAAUUCGAGAUUUAGUCGACGAUGACCUGUUGCGCAACGUUAGAAAGGAAAUUGAAACUGAGAUCCAUUUCACAAACAAGGAAACCGACAUAUACAAAGUGAACCAAAGCGGCGAUCUGGCCAACCUAUCGGGCCUCGAUUGGAACGAUCUGUCGCGGUUGCCCAGCCUGUGUCGCUUGCGAGAAAUCCUGUACUCUGAAGUGUACCGGGAUGUCAUUUCACACGUGUCUGGCGCCGGACCUCUCUCUGGCUCCAAGAUGGACAUGUCUAUCAACACAUACACCAAGGGCUGCCAUUUGUUGACGCAUGACGAUGUGAUUGGUUCCAGAAGAGUCAGUUUCAUUUUGUACCUGCCCGAACCGGGGAAACGGUGGAAAGACCACUACGGCGGUGGAUUACGACUUUUCCCCAGUAUAGUUGCUAACGUGCCACACAGUGACCAUACCGCAAAGCUUGUCCCACAAUUCAAUCAAAUUGCAUUUUUCAAAGUCCAGCCCGGAUUUUCGUUCCACGACGUCGAAGAGGUUUACGUCAACAAACACCGCCUCUCCAUUCAAGGCUGGUACCAUAUCCCACAAGAAGGGGAAAAGGGCUAUACUGAGGGAGAAGAAGCCGAAUGGGUGAAAACUAAUACCAGUACGCUUGCUCAAUUGGAGUCAAAUGUCUUGCAAGAUUAUGAAUUUCCUAAAAAUGAGAGAAGCAUUCUACCAUACCAUCAAAUUCGGCACUUCGAUGAGCUUUUAAAGGCACAGCCGGAAUUUUCAGAUGGAACUGGAAUUACGGGGACAGACUUGAGCCUUUUCUCGAAAGCAGAUUUGGAAUAUUUGGCCAACUUCAUUUCUCCCCACCAUUUGACAGAAACAGGGAUUCAAAAGCUUCAAUCCCAAUUUGUAACCAAGUCACAACUACAAAUCGAAGACUUCCUCAAUGACGAUAAGUCUGAAUCUCUUAAGAAACUAAUUAAAAGAGAUGAGUUGGAAAAAGAGUGCCCUUACGAAAGCGUCAAAGUGGAAGCCCCGUGGAAAACUGCAAUGCCCCCUCACAAGUGGAGAUACCUGUAUAUCGAUGGAAAGUCGCAUGAAAAUUUCCAGACAGAGCAAGAUGUUUUAGAAUCUCUCAACAGCGAGGAAAACCCCAAUUACAAGCUGCUCUCGAAAACUUUGGACUCCGCCAAUUACAACACAGAGGCAGCGCUAAUUGAUGUCGCCAUUUUCCUUGAGAGUACUGCUUUCAAGAAGUUUCUGGCUCUUAUCACUUUGCUUUCCCCGCUAAGUGAACAAGUUCUGAUUAGAAGAUUUAGACCCGGUAAAGAUUUCACACUCGCCACGCAAAUCAACAAAAAUCAUCUUCUUGAGCACGUAAAGGGCUUUGUUGAAGCUGUUUUGGAAGGCACUUUGUGUCUGACGCCCUCUGAUGGCUGGGAGUCCGGGGAAAUCGGAGGUUACGAACUUUACAUGGAUAAUCAAGACGAUGAUGAAGAAGAGAAUAAAGAUAUUAAAGAUGCGGCUGUGUACCAAAGCGAUGACACUGGCGACUCUGUACUCAUCAAUAAGCCACCCAGCUGGAACUCUUUCAAUUUGGUUUUGAGAGACGAAACUGUUUUGCAAUUCGUAAAAUACAUUAGUUGGGCAGCCAAAUCUAGCAGAUGGGACAUCACUGCGCAAUGGGACGUCAAGACUACGGAAGACGAAGACGAAAAUGAAAUUGAUAAUGAAUAG